AUGUCCUCAUCUAGAUCAGAGCAGCUCCAUGGCGAGCACACCAUCAUCGAGCACUCCCUCAAACACAAAGGCAUUGCCCUCAUCCCACCUCCAUCCGCCGAUCCAAGAGACCCAUUGAGAUGGCCACAACACGUGAAGUUGUUGGCCCUGGUCGCUACUUCAUUGUUCAAUUUCGUGGGAACUUUCGCAGCAUCCGGGCUCUCGGUAGCCACACCGGUACUUGAGGCAGAAUUUCACAAGUCUACAGUCGAUGUCCAACCACUGCUCUCGUUCAAUUUUCUCCUCCUCGGCUUGGGAAACUUCAUUUGGGUUCCACUGGCAGUCAAGUUCGGCAAGCGCUCAAUACUACUCAUCUCUAUGGGUGCUCACACGGCUGCACUGGUCUGGACUGCAAAAGCAAGUACUUUCAAUAGCUUGCUAGCUGCGCGCUGUGUGACAGGAUUCUGUGCUGCGUCUGGAGAGAGUAUUGUUCCCGGUGUAGUUUCAGAUAUUUUCUUCCUACAUGAGAGGGCCACUAUGAUGUCCAUCUACGUCCUCCUCAUUUCGGGCUCCACUGCUGUGGGGCCUAUGAUCGCAAGCUUCAUGAUUGGUCGCCUACCUGACACCUGGCGGGACUUCACUUGGCUUUGCUUUGGUCUUUCGCUACUCAGUUUUGUCUUGAUUUUUCUGCUCUAUCCGGAGUCAUCAUACCAGCGACCUCAAGCUCCCGAACCAACAGAUGAUAUUGUUCUCAGGGACAAUAAUGCGUCAAAAUCUGACGAGGAGGGUGGGUUUGGACACAGCUCCAUCCAGGACAUAAUGCCGCCGUCAGAACAAUCAGGAGGGGGCUUGGAAAUUGUUAAUAUCAGCUGGCUGAAGACAUGGUCAUCUUUUAUCUCUUACAACCCGUCGAUCUCGCUGGCGACGGCUUUUCUUCGCCCGCUGGCGUUGAUUGCCCUCCCUGCUGUAGUAUGGUCAGCUUUGGUCUUUGGUACUGCUCUUGGGGCGCAGGUAGCUCUAACAUUUGCGUCCCCCUCGUUCCUAAUGGCCCCGCCAUACUUGUUUACAAGCGAUGGUAUAGGGUUUAUUCAAUUUGCGGCCCUGAUUGGCUUUGUCGUGGCAUGUUAUGGCGGCGGUUUCAUCUCUGACCUGAUUUUGACUCGUAUGAUCAAGAAAAAUGGUAAUACCAUUUUCCCAGAACAGCGACUGGUGUCACUGAUUCCUGGUUUCUGGGUCGGCCCGGCAGGAUGCAUUGUGGUAGCUAUAUGCUGUUCCCAGACUCUAUCGUGGGUAGGUGUGGCCUUCGGCUAUGCCAUGCUAUCGUUUGGAGAGGUGUAUAGCCCGAAUAUCUCCAUUACCUACGUUACGGACUGUUUCCCGCACGUUGCCUCCGAGUCUCUGGUCGCAAUCAACGCAUUUAAGAACUUGGUGGCCUUCCUGUUCUUAUACGUUGCAGUCGCGUGGAUUCAAUCUUCAGGAUGGGUCGAGGUUUAUAUGGUAAUGUUUACGCUUACCUCUGUAUCAUCGCUAGCUGCGGCAGCACUCUACUUUUGGAGAGAUCCCGUACACGCCUGGUCGAACAAGCUACUGAGAAUUAUAAAGGUUGACUCAGAGCGCAUGGGGUAA
Neoarthrinium moseri is the source of this 1605-nucleotide messenger RNA. RefSeq lists its product as uncharacterized. Bases 1 to 1605 code for a protein of 534 amino acids. Gene Ontology annotation, biological process: transmembrane transport. The transcript is spliced from 6 exons. The record is from RefSeq and is a predicted model, not a curated record. Gene Ontology annotation, molecular function: transmembrane transporter activity. Lineage: Eukaryota; Fungi; Ascomycota; Sordariomycetes; Amphisphaeriales; Apiosporaceae.